This is a messenger RNA of Solea solea (common sole), 3898 nucleotides long. It is a transcript of the gene evlb, whose product is annotated as Enah/Vasp-like b. The transcript has 13 exons. The record is from RefSeq and is a predicted model, not a curated record. Gene Ontology annotation, molecular function: profilin binding; SH3 domain binding; actin binding. Gene Ontology annotation, cellular component: cytoskeleton. NCBI's taxonomy places the organism in Eukaryota, Metazoa, Chordata, Actinopteri, Pleuronectiformes, Soleidae. The coding region runs from base 629 to 1909 and encodes 426 amino acids. Gene Ontology annotation, biological process: positive regulation of actin filament polymerization; actin polymerization or depolymerization; protein homotetramerization.
UCUAUCUCCAUCUCUCUCUCUCUUCCCCCCCUUCCUCUGUCUCUGAAGCGUAAAAACCAAAGGACUCACAUCUCCCAUUCAGUCUCUUCUGUAUGUGGCGGAAUUAAGGCGACUCUCAGGUUUUUUAAGCCGCUCUUUUCCUCACUGUUUAGAUCUCGUCUCCUUUUUUAAACCCAUGUAACAUCUCUGCUGUCCAAAAGGAUAAACUGUUGAUUGAAAACCUGGGAUUAUUUUUGUUGCUCCUGGUCCUCCACGAGGCCACAUCGUUUACUUGGAGUCAUCUUUGUUCUUGUUCUCACAGCUGCUGAGUGUACAGUGGCUGCUAUAGUGGGGAAAUAGGUUAGUGUGUCUGUUUGGUGCCAGGCAGCAGAGGUGACUGAAUGUUAAGUGCACGGAGGAGACGGCGAGGAGAGGGAUGCCUUCCUGGUGACAGCGCUUUGUAGCCCUGUGACCGUUUGGCGAGAAGGUGACCAAGGAUGCUUUCACUGGACUCUCACCUUUAGCGAACGUGUCGGUGACAAAUCUGAAGACGACAAAGCAAAUAUCACAGCGACAUAAGACAGCCAUACAUUUUUUUUCCCAAGUGGUGGAGCAGAGCUGACCCGUGUGUCUGCUGUGAGUGGACACUAUGGAUAUCAACCUUCAGUCUCACAGAUUUUACUUCCCUCAGAUCUACUGUGCCGAGCCCGGGGCUCAGCCACAGCUGACCGAAUUCAAAGUCAGUGAGCAGAGCAUCUGUCAGGCGCGAGCCUCCGUCAUGGUCUAUGAUGACACCAGUAAGAAGUGGGUACCCAUCAAACCUGGACAGCAGGGAUUCAGCCGCAUCAACAUCUACCACAACACUGCCAACAACACGUUCAGAGUGGUGGGCGUCAAACUGCAGGACCAGCAGGUGGUAAUCAACUACUCCAUAGUUAAGGGGCUCAAGUACAACCAGGCCACCCCGACCUUCCACCAGUGGCGGGAUGCCAGGCAGGUUUAUGGCCUCAAUUUCGCCAGCAAGGAGGAAGCGACCACCUUCUCCAACGCCAUGCUCUUUGCCCUCAACGUGCUCAGUGCUCAGGAUGGAGGUCCAGCUGUCCAGCGCCAAGUCCAGAAUGGGCCGACAUCAGAUGAGAUAGAUGCUCAGAGAGCGAGGCAGAUGAUGGAGCAGCAGCAGCAGCAGAUGCAGGCACACAUGGAGCGGGAGCGACGGUCCUCUAACUCAGGUUCUCCUUUCCAAGGCCAUCCUGCUGUGCUCUCUGUGGCCCCACCAGUAGCACCUCCCCCAAUGAACAUGUGUGGCCCACCUCCCCCAAUGAACAUGUGUGGCCCGCCUCCUCCAAUGAACAUGUGUGGCCCGCCUCCUCCAAUGAACAUGGGUGGCCCACCUCCUCCUCCACCACCACCAGGACCUCCUCCACCUUCAGCAGGUGCAUCCCAACCUCCACCGGGGGACGAGUCCUCCUCAGCAACGGGACUUGCUGCCAUGAUUGCUGGAGCCAAACUGCGCCGCGUUCAAAGACCGGAGGACAGCUCUUCAGGCACCAAAAACGAAGCCAACCGAACAAGUGGAGGGAGCGGGGGACUGAUGGAGGAGAUGAACGCUCUGUUGGCACGAAGAAGAAAAGCAGCUAUAGAGAAGCCUGAAGAAAGCCAAAAUGAUGAUCCAAAUUCUCCAUCACCCAGUACCCGGGGUGGACAAAACGCCACAGAUGGUGCAAAAAAGCCGUGGGACCGAGCAAACUCUGCAGACAGAUCAAUGGUUUCCCGGGUACGGCCUGUGGGGAGUGGUAGUGACACAGACUCGUUAGACCUCGACAGAAUGAAACAGGAAAUCUUGGAAGAGGUGUUUCGUGAAUUGCACAAAGUGAAGGAUGAAAUCAUUGAUGCCAUUAGACAUGAACUCAGUCGAAUUAGCACGACAUAAUCUUUCAGAGCCACUUUUCCCCGACAUCAACCACUUUGUUGAACCAUUGCCCAUACAACAGCUGCUGUGGCCCUGAGGAGGAGGAGGAGGAGAAGUCAGGAGCCACAGAGGCCCUAACUGUGACAUCCAUUCACCCUGAUCAGCUGUGGUGUUGGAGCAACGCAGCAUUGUUGAUCUAACACCUCAGACAUGUAUGUGUGUGUUUGUUUUGGAGACAGAUGUGAAUGGGGCACUCUCGCACUGAUUACUCUGAUUUCUUGACAUUUUUUGUCUGUCUGUUGGCCCAGUUCACCCCUCUGUCCUCAGCCCAAAGGAAAAUGUAUAUGACUUUAUUUGCUUUGGGGUUUUUUUUUCCCCCCACUGGUUUGUUUUUAAGUUUUUUUUUAAUUAUUAUUAUUACUAUCAAUUCCAUUCUUGUUACUGUCAUUUUUAUGAUUGUAAAUGUAUUGUUAAUAUGAGUAUAUGAGUAGUAGUAGUGUAGAGAGAGCAAUGGUAACAAUGAGGAAAUGAUAAUGAGAAUAUGAUAGUAAUGGUGAUCAUUAUUGCACAUCAUUUUAUGUCAGUCUUAUUUUAGAUUGGUUUGUUUAAGAUACACCCAUGAGCACAUCAAAAUUGUUUCUCAUCAUUAGAUCUUAAACAUUAAAACAAAAACAAAAAAGUUUUUAUCCUUUUUGCCAGCACAGUUAUGUGUGGAACCAUGGCAGGAAAAAAACAGGCAUGGACCUGACACCAAUGGUGGAAUAAACCUCUUUGGAUAUUGCAAUGGUAUGAAAAAAGAAAAGAAAAAAAAAUACACCAGAGUAUUUGUGAUCAUGUUGUUAAUAAAAUGUUUAUUGGCUGCAAGGAUAUGGUGAAGUAUUGUUCAUUUUAUUCUCUCCUUUUAUGAAAAAAGUGCUUCCUGGUUUGAAAAAAAAAGAAGAAACGCACUGAGUUUAAAAUGAAUUCAAAUAAAACUGUGAACAAUGUCUUGGAUAAAUGAGGCCAUAUGUGAUUUCUUCUGUUUGUUUUGGUGCUAUUUUAAUGAGUGUCUGAAUGCAAUUUACUUUUUUAACACAGAAAUCUGUUUUUUUAAAUGUGUGUGCGACAGAAUUAACAGUGAGUGUGUCACAGAAAAGUGUGAAACAUCUGCAGUGUGUCUGUGGGACCUUAUUGUGCUGUGUUGCACACAGUGUAGGCAGCUAUUUCUGCUUUGUAAGACUAAAUACAUGCAAUAGAUACCCACUGAAAUAUUAUAUAACAUACUCUAUUACUGUAUUACAAGUUAAUUUAGUACAUUCUAUGUACUAUUUCACUUAUAUAUACUCAUAUACAGUGCUUAACAAAUGUAUUAGUCAUAAAAAUUAGAAAAGUAAGUUUGAAAAUUAAAAUGACCAAUAAUAACUAUAUUUUAGCAUCAAAAAUAUCAUUUCGGCUAGAGAGCUUCUACAUACUGGUGUGUUAACCAUUACAGAAACAUAAAAAAAAGAUUUUUAUAAUUAAUAAUUACCAAUGCUGUUAAUUAAGGGCAGCUGUGGCAUAAACCUUACUUUAGAGGGUGGUCUAAUAAAUGUGUUAAGCACUAUAUAUAUAUAAGUAUUUGUCAUAUCAGUAGUAGGGCUACACAAUAUAUCAAAAAUGUAUUAUUGUCACAAAUAAAAAGGCAUAGUUUACAUACCACAAAAGAUAUAUACAAAUUGCAAAGUUUGUUUUGUUUGGCCAUAAAGGUACGUAUGUGUCUUUUUGUUUUAUUUAAUUGUAUCAUUUUCUCCUAUUGCACACAUUACUUAUAUUCCCACUCAUACACCAACUACUUGAAAGAAUUUAUAAGAAAUUGCCUUUACAGUUACAAUGCAAGACAGUGCAGUUGAAUUUAAAUUAUUAUGUUACAUAGCUACUUGCUUUCAGAUUUAUGUAAAAACAUCCCGGUGGUCAGGCAUGUUUUUUUAGGAGCAGAAAAUGUUUAUGGGGCAGUAUUUCUCAUCUUUUUCAAUAAAAACAAUGUUGUUGGAA